GCACUACCCUACCUGUCACUGCUACGCGGAAGUAAGUGGCUGAAUGCAAAAUGGUAAUCAGUACUCCGGAAUUCAAGGGAAUAUAAACGUAAAAAGUAUGCGGGCUGUGUCUACGCUAGUGUUCCUGGCCGUGGGUGUGAUGGUGGUGUUGAUGUACCAGGCGGUCCACCAGGAGAUUACUCUGCGGGGUCUUAAAGCCCGCGCUCUGGAGAGCUCCUCUCAGGUCAAGCAGAAGGAGAAUGACAUCGUCCAGGUCAAGAUGAAAAUCCAGAAGCUUAAUGAUGAGCUGAAGCCCAUCAACACCAAGAGAGACGAGUUGACUAAGAAGAAGGAGCAGUCUGCUAAAGCCGCAGGUGAGGCGGACAAGAGCCUAAAGACCUGUCAUACAGAGAAGGCCGAUGCUGAGAAAAAGAAGAAUGACGCGUCGGCGGCCCUUCAGAAAGUUAAAGAUGAUCAGGAAGCAGAGAAGAAGACAGCUCAGGAGGAGAUCCAGGCAUUGAAACAGCAGAUUCUGGACCGGGACAAGGCACUGUGUGCGUUUGUGGACCAGACCAAUGAGGAAGGACGGAAGCUGUGUGGAAUCACUGAGGCCCCAAAAUGAAGACAACUUGCACUACACUAUCUCCCUCCCUCCCUCAUGCUUGCCGUGAUGCACACACACCCAUGCACAUCAUCGUUGUGCAGCUCAUAACCUUUAUCACCUACAACCACCUUCACUUACUGUACCUCUCAAUACUCAGGAAAAUAAAAACCAAGAAAGAUUUGGAAAACCCA
Coregonus clupeaformis (lake whitefish) is the source of this 774-nucleotide messenger RNA. RefSeq names its product restin homolog. The transcript is spliced from 5 exons. Lineage: Eukaryota; Metazoa; Chordata; Actinopteri; Salmoniformes; Salmonidae. The record is from RefSeq and is a predicted model, not a curated record. The coding region runs from base 44 to 601 and encodes 185 amino acids.